AUGCAAAGGACUGCGAAGGAAAUAACCCCGAGGACGAAGGGGAAUGCUGUGAAUAGCUCGCAAGGAUCUCUAAAGCGCAGUCGGGACUCAACAGCCGAGUCUCCUUGCGGCGAUAGUGGCUAUAGUAACCCUGAUGGCUCUGGAAAUGAUGAAUAUUCGCCAAAGAAACCUCGCCAGACAAAUACAAGAAGCCGAAAAACGCAGACGAAGCAAGCUGUUAAGAAAACAGACAGCAAGGACGCCAUCUGGAAAGAGCUUCAAAAGACACAAAAGAAACUGGACGAGGUGGUGGUUGAGUCCAUCCAGAACGCCCGUAAAGGGGGUAGAGGCCUCUGGGAUGAUACAAGGAUCAACACUGCCAUGGAGAAUAUUGUCAAGGAAACCAGAACUUGGGUGGAUCGGUGGGUCAUGAAGAAAAAUGUCCCAGAUUUGAUUAAUCCAGACGAGAAGAAUAUAAUGUCUUACAACGAUCAGGAGACGAGGAACUUAUACAAGGCGACUUUCUUCAAUAGCGAUCUUCCAAAAAUAAAAACCCUCUCCAAAGGAGGCGAAUUGUUACUCGAAGCUAUCCUCCUCAACUUCAUCUGCCAACAAUUUCUAGGAAGGCAGUUUGCAUUUCUUGAUACGGUCGUUAAAGAGCAGGGAAUGAAGAAGAAUCCGUUGUAUGCGGAUUAUUACGAAAGAGCAUUCUAUGACCUAGCCUUGUCUAUCAAAAAAGUCGAUCCUUUUCAGUCCCAGAAAUUGGUAGCGGGCAUACUGAUGUCAGCUAGCUCAGUAACCUUUCCAAAACUCGAUGAAGAAGGGACCAAUAAUGAGCAAAAGGAGCAACUGAAGAAUGAUAAGUUCCUUCAGAACUUUGAAACCGCCUUAAAGGAUCUUGCAAAAUACUUCCUUGAGCACCCAUCCAAGCCUCUCCUAGAAUUGAUCGCGGAUUCUAAGCGGGAAAAACGCAAAGGCGAACUGGUCAGAAUCUUUCGCCAUGCUCGAGAGUUGGGUUUUUUCAUGUGGUCACAGCCAGCUACUGUCAAAAUCGAAUGGUAUGGGAGUUCAGCUUUUGACCCAGCCAUUAUGGAACUUCACAACCUCGCUUCCAGAGGCAGAGACAAAGCCGACGAAGAGGAAAGCCUACGAGGAGAUCGUAUAUUGAUCAACAUCAAUCCCACCGUAACCGGAAUUUCGAUUGAUCCAGAGGAUCAGAAGCGCGAGGUACAAAAGACUUGGCUAAAAGCAAGAGUAUGGACGAAUCGUUCUAUCACACUUACAGAUUUACGCAAGUUGGAAAAAGCAGGCAGCAAUCAGAAUACAGAUCCCGCCAAAGUAGAUGUGUCAGGAUCGAAGGAUAUGUCAACUGAGGAAAAAAAGGAGAGUGUCUCGGAACUUGAAGCUACAAGUCUUCGGAAAGUUGAAGUUGUUAUGCCAAGUUUGGAAGAGAUCUCGGGCAUGACUAGACCUGAGGCGCAAGAGUUGCCACAAAAGGAAGGGGGUUCGGAAGAAGAUCUGGACGAAGAUGUGGAAGAAGAAACUGCAGUGAAGCCCGAGCAAGUCUGAACAGCACUUGGGAUGCUAAACACAAUACUGGGUGAUGAACGCUGAGCAAAAAAAUUGAAUUUUACUCAACUAUCAAGUCGAAAAUCUUUCUUUUUCAUGCCAAACGUUGAUGCUACCAUAACAGAUUGCCUGUCCUUACGAGUCGAUUGCAAAUCUAAAUUGCCUGUGUUUUGAAUCCGUUAUCCGUACCUCGUUAAUCAGCUAUUAUUGAAUUUGGCCACUAGCUUUAGCUAUACAUAAACUCAGGAACCCAGAAUGCCAGAAAUCCUCAUUACCAUAUCUAGGAUCGAAAGGUGCUCAUCCGAGCCAUCAAUAAGCCUCCUAUCCAUCUCCGAGAAAACGCCCACGAUUUUGUUCUUUUGGAUAUCAGGAAUAGCGUCGUUGAAAACAACUCGCUGGUAUAGCUGUUCACGCGGUUAGGAACACGUU
Messenger RNA from Talaromyces proteolyticus, 1977 nucleotides. RefSeq lists its product as uncharacterized. The transcript has 2 exons. Bases 1 to 1548 code for a protein of 515 amino acids. Lineage: Eukaryota; Fungi; Ascomycota; Eurotiomycetes; Eurotiales; Trichocomaceae. The record is from RefSeq and is a predicted model, not a curated record.